UCAAAGGUUUAUUAUCGUAUAGCCUCAUCCCACGCUUUUAACGUUCGUUUAUGCGAGACACAUCAGUAGGCAUUAUCUUUUAAAGCCAUGGUGGAUUUUGUUUUCUUUUCUGUAUUUUCUUACUUGAAUUGAGACAAGUAUUACAUGAAAAGCUUUAAACGAUUCAGAAGGGAAGUUGUUAGUGUGCUGUAACGACGAGGAUCUUACCUGUUCACAAAGUCUAAGCAGGAAAACUCAUUUGAGCGGGAGGAAUAACGUUGUGCCAGAGAUUAUAUAAAGAGGAUCGUAUGUUACCUUGGGUUAAUAUCUGAGGAGCUCCACACAACCAAAAGCGACGGGAAUAUAUUCUACCCUGACCACAGUGACAACUAUGGGGAACAAAUCGUCCUUACCGAGUCCAAGAACGAUGAAGGAGUUACGGGCGGUGUUAUCGGACGAGUACACGAAUGAGGAGAUAUUGGGAUGGUUUGAACAAUACAAGGCAUCCCUAUCGAGGGGUGAGUCAAAGCUUACUAUGGAAGCCUUCAUCAGGGUAUAUAGCAGACUAUUUGAAGGCGAGGCGUCGAACUUCGCUGAACAAGUGUUUCGCGUGUUUGAUACCGACGGCAACGGAGUUGUGGAUUUCAAAGAGUUCAUGAUGGGUAUUUACGUGUCUGGGUCUCCACUAGAGGAAGACAUGAAGCUGGAUUGGGCCUUUAAGAUGUACGAUAUGAACGGGGACGGCUACAUCACCAAAGACGAGAUGAAAUUUAUGUUCACGUCUAUUUGUCGCAUGACAUUAGCGCAGAUUUCGGGAAAUAAUUCAACACCGGAAGAACUAACCGACUACUUCUUUGAGCGUUUCGAUGAGGAUAAUGACAACAGAAUCAGCAACAAGGAGUUCGUCUCGCGAGCGAGGAACCACAGGGAGAUAAUACACAUGCUAGAGAUCAACCCGUGUCCAGAUGAUUAAAUACGCUCUCAUCCCAUUUACUAAACAUUGACCUUUCGAUUCAUUUACCGUGGAGCUUCGUUAAUCCAGCCACUGUGUCAUUAAGAAUGGAAGCAUGACCACUCUCAUUUUUUUUUCGUGGUAGUCUUUGGGAGAUAUUCUUUAUCAAGUUUGUCCUCUUUUUUCCGAUCGACUCCGAAGUAGGUCAGUGACAUUUAGAGAAAUAAUUCUCAAAGUUCCUCAUCCGCCCCUCCCAGAGUCUUUGGCGAUGCUUUAUUGCCAUAACGUAUAUCUCCUGGUCAUGAGCAUAACGGUUUUGACGAAGAAGUUGUUCUUGACAGCAUGGAGAGCAGCUAAAACUUACUGCUCUAUGGUACACACCUUCGUUUAAUAUCAUGCACCUAAUGAUAUGAGUUAUAGAUAAAAAAUGCAAUAAAAGAGGAAAAUAUAAUGUGAUAUUAUGAUUAACGAAAAAGUACAUCACAACAAAAACUAUGAUUCCUAAUCUGAGUUUGGGAACGAUAUUGAUUAGGAGAUCGCGUGUGUAUACCCGAUUGUAUGUACAGUGUAAUAUAAAGACUAAUACUGCACAAUCACUGGUAAUAACACUGCCGUGAAAGAGACAGGUUCACUUUGAACAAUCCGGAAUGUGUGGUUAAACAAUUAUGUCUCAAUAAACUGUUAGUGAUUUGUAGAACUGAACAUACUGCUAAUUUGUAAUCAUAACAUCUAUUCCUCGAAACAGCUUCAUUGUGUGUGGCGAAUAGUGGCAAUGAUUGGUUUUGUUUUCACUGCAGAUUUUUUAAUAAUGCUUAGUUAAAUACAAUAGUUAUAUUUUCAAAAUUCAUCCUACAUAAAGACUGGUUUUAAGUGACAAGAAGUUGUCACAUGUGUCUAAGCGCGUUUUACGAUAUUUACGUCAUUUUGUAGGUAUAUAUUACGAUGUUUAAGCAGCAAUGAUCAACGGCAAUUGUCCAGCUUGAUUUUCAACAUUAAAAAGUAAUAUUUACAU
This is a messenger RNA of Mizuhopecten yessoensis (Yesso scallop), 1943 nucleotides long. RefSeq names its product hippocalcin-like protein 1. NCBI's taxonomy places the organism in Eukaryota, Metazoa, Mollusca, Bivalvia, Pectinida, Pectinidae. The record is from RefSeq and is a predicted model, not a curated record. The transcript has 4 exons. Gene Ontology annotation, molecular function: calcium ion binding. The coding region runs from base 371 to 952 and encodes 193 amino acids.